AUGGAAACCCGGCCACCGCCCACCGGCGUACGACGCCUUCCGCUGCGUGGGCCCCCCUUCUCCCGUGGUCCCCACAUCCCCAACUCAAAAGAGAAAAGCAGAAACCGCCUCGAGCGCGCGCCGGCGCUCGCGCCGGGGUGCCCGCGCACCGCCUUCAUGCUCGCCGCCGUGCUCACGCGGAUGGGCCUGUUCGACGAGGCGAUGGAGGUGUGCGACCGCAGCCUCCUCGUGCCGCAGCCCACCGACCCGGCGCGCCACCUCCCCUACCGGAGGAAACGCAUCGUCCCCAAGGACGCGGAGCAUAGGAUCGCUUAUACCCGACAAGGGAUCCGUCGGCUGCGUCUCGGGGCCGAGAAGUGCAGGCGAACCGCGGUUCCACUUCCACCGGAGUCCGCGUUGCCCGCGCCGGACUGGCCGCCGGAAAGCGCCGAGGCCAACCUCCAGGUGGCUCGCGAUCUCUGGCGCGGCAUGAGCGAGGAGGAGCAGCAAGCCUUCCUGAAGGUGAGCUUUCAAGAUAUGAAGUCGUACUGCCGCUCAGGAGGGGAGCUAGAGAUGAUAAGUUUGCUCUCGGAUGCCGAGCACGACCAGUUCGUCAAGUUAUCUGCGUCGUCUUCGUGUUGGACUUGCCCUUUGUGCGGGUUCAAAAUUAUCCUUGAUGAAGAGCGCUUCAUGGUGCACAUGGAGAACUUUCACAUUGAGCAUGAGGAGUACAAAAAAUUGCGGUCAUCAUUACCUAAAAGAAUCCCUGACAAUGAGAUGGAGCUUCUCAAAUCAUGGAGAUGGGAACCGAUGCCAAUCGAUGGAGAUGAUUUGGCAGAGAGGACAGAGAUCUUGAGCAAGCUUAAGAAACUUGUUUCUCAGCUCAUUGAUAUGGAGGCCGUCUCUCUGUGCCUUCUGUAUAUCAUGCACAAGUUCAUAAUGAGGCGGGUCAGGCCGGUGACACCAUUGGUAGUAUCCAUGUGCGCGUGCUGUGGGAUCAGACAGUUGAGUUCUGCGCACCUCAAGGAACUGUAUGAAUUUCUCCAGAAGCUUACACCUAUCCUUGCAGAUUAUGUACAUCAGAAGGCUCAGAAUGGUGAACAAGAGAGCCAGCAGGAUUCGCUUGCUGUGACUACCUGGUUGAAAGAGACAGGCACCUUGUCUUUUGAUUAUGGGAAGAUUGUGUCAAGAAACACUGAUGGUUCUAGCAACCCAGAUGAAAUUGUUGAUGGUCUAUUCCACGAAUCUUUGCUUGAGGAUCCCUUGGUAUCAUGGGGUGGUGUGUGGCAAAGAUGUCUUGAUCUUGGACCUGAUAUCCUUAACAAGAUAAGUGAAGCAUUGAAUAAACUGAAGGUUAACUGCAGCUCAUGUGAAGAACUAAAACAAAAACUCGGAGAUGUUUAUUUCCUUCCUGACGCAAUCUUUGAGACUGAUAUUGACGUCAAGCCUUAUUUUGAUGAUGGGAUUGGCUCUGUACAAGUUGAAAUGCUAUUAAUUGAUGCUGAGGUAGAUUACCAGAAGAAAAUGCUUUUGGAAGCCUGUAAAGUGGAUUAUCUUGCAGCCAUUUUACCUAUUGCAAAGGCUUGCCUUCGGGCCAAAAUGAAUAAUAACCUUCGUCCACCAAAUGGUCUUGAACUACAAGCACCUUUGAAUAUUAUUCUCCGGUCUUUGUGGCACAUAAGGCGAUUCCAUGAUACUCUCCAGAAGAUACCAUCUAAAUGCACUGAUGUUAAAGAUGGAAACUCUCAAAUUGGGAAGACAUUGUGUAAAAUCUUUGAUUCUUGGGAUAAUGAGAAAGCGGGCAAACCAUGUGACCCGUGUGAUUCAACAAGAUUUGCAGAUUUUACAAAUUCUCUGGUUUAUAAAAAGGAUGGACAAAGGAAAACUGCAAUUGACAUUGUGAAAUUUAUCUUUCGGAGGCUGCACUCAUCACAAACUCCUUUGCAUUUUGAGUUUAAGGGUGAAACUUUGGACCAUCAAACACCAGUCGAGCCAUCCUUCCUGGGUUGUAUAUGCCUAGUGCAUGAUCUUUUUGGGUUGCACAUUUAUGAAAAUAAAUUCAACUGUGUGAAUGAGGUGUACACCGAAUAUCAGUAUACUACAUUCCUCCACAGCAUUGAUUUGGGUGCUGUUGGAAAAACUAAGGUGGAAUCUUUCAGUGAACUCUUGAAAGCUCGGAAGUCCAGGAUUGAAAGUUGUGGGCAUAUGGUUUCCCAGUACUCUCUUGAAUGUCCACCACGUUUGUUCAUGACCGUUUUUGAAUGGAAGGAAGACAAGGUGGGCCACAUUAACAUGCAUGAAGUAUUGAUGAGCCUAGCUGUAGAGUUGGACAUUAGUCAUUUCUAUGGAGAUCUGCAUUCAGGAAGCAAGUAUACUCUGGUUUCUGCGGUCUGCUGUAAUGAUCAGGGGCAAUACUUUUGCUUUGCUCGCGGCAACAACAUAUGGCUCAUAUAUGACAACAACAGAAGACCCAUGUAUGCUGAAUCCUGGGAAGCAUCAAUCCAGCAGUACAGUCAGGCCAACCUCUGUCCUGAAAUCAUCUUCUUUGAGCGUGUCGAGGAUCCAGAAUUGGGCACCCACCGCGACCAGACUGCGCCUUGAACCAUUCCAUUACUUUUAAGGUUUGAUGUGGCUCAGUGGCUGUAGAGAUUGGUUGGUUUUGCCAUUGGAGGCUUGCUGAUUGUUGUGGUGCUUGUUUGCUGGGGCGUUUUGAGUGGGCAAACUCCUGUGCUUUUGAGAUCAUCGUGCCCACGGCAUUCAUGCUCAUGCAUAUAUACUGGAGUACUUGACGUUCUCUGCUUGGCGAUGGCGAGAUCUGGCAUUUCUUUGCUGGCCUCUGGAUCAUGUAGGGUAGGAAAGUAGUAUCAGUCGUUUGUUUGUUCUUCCUUGUUGCUCCUGCAAAUACCUUUAUUGCUGUACAUACAACAACGUUCUGUAACGCACAAUUCUGGGUUCGUAUAUACGGCGAUAGAGCUUGCCUUUUCUUUGAUUA
Messenger RNA from Oryza sativa Japonica Group (Japanese rice), 2971 nucleotides. RefSeq lists its product as uncharacterized. Gene Ontology annotation, molecular function: cysteine-type deubiquitinase activity; protein binding. The record is from RefSeq and is a predicted model, not a curated record. Gene Ontology annotation, biological process: protein deubiquitination. NCBI's taxonomy places the organism in Eukaryota, Viridiplantae, Streptophyta, Magnoliopsida, Poales, Poaceae.